CAAUAAGUUCCCGGCGUCACAAGAUCUGACACACCGGCCCCUCUACCCCCCAUUCCCGCUGUGGAGCAUUCCCUUUCCAUCCGUACCGCAUAAGGAUUAUGGUUUUAAGGCAUCAAGUUUCCCGCCGCGUUUCUAUGGCAAGUCAAGAGUAUCAAAUAUUUAGAGCCAGUGGCAAAUCAGACGGGCGGGACGCCUUCAGGGAAUCCUGAUCCUCCAGCAGCUCUCGCAGCCCCCCUGCAAUACUCACCUAAGACGUUGGCAGAGUGACUUUGCCUUGUCUUCUCACUACACGGCACUUAUUCUCAGGAAUCCGCUCCUCUCCGCAGAGAACCGCUCGGCACCAUGGUUGGAUUCAAGCCCACCGACAUCCCACCCACAGCGGCCGUCAAAUUCGUCGGCGCUGGGACAGCAGCAUGUAUCGCCGAUCUGUUCACCUUCCCUCUGGACACGGCCAAAGUCCGACUCCAGAUUCAAGGAGAGAACAAGGUGGUUAACGUGAAGGCGGCCCAGUACAAGGGAGUGUUUGGCACCAUCUCUACCAUGGUGAAGACGGAAGGGCCCAAGAGUCUGUACAACGGCUUGGUUGCCGGCCUGCAGCGCCAGAUGAGCUUCGCCUCCGUCCGGAUCGGACUCUACGACUCGGUCAAGCAAUUUUACACCAAAGGAUCCGAACAUGUUGGGAUUGGGAGCAGGCUGGCUGCUGGGUGCACCACGGGUGCUAUGGCAGUGGCAGUGGCCCAGCCCACAGAUGUGGUGAAGGUUCGGUUCCAAGCUCAGGCCAACUCCUCCGCCAACCGGCGCUACAAGGGGACGAUGCACGCGUAUCGCACCAUCGCCAGGGAGGAAGGAAUGCGCGGACUCUGGAAAGGAACCGCCCCCAAUAUCACCCGAAACGCAAUCGUCAACUGCACAGAGCUGGUCACGUAUGACAUCAUUAAAGAUUCCCUCCUGAAAGCCAACAUCAUGACAGACAACCUGCCCUGCCAUUUCACCUCUGCCUUCGGUGCCGGCUUCUGUACCACGGUGAUUGCCUCCCCCGUCGAUGUAGUGAAGACAAGAUACAUGAACUCUGCCAAAGGCCAGUACGCCAGCGCCAUCAACUGUGCCCUCACCAUGUUCAGGAAGGAGGGGCCCAAGGCUUUCUAUAAGGGAUUCAUGCCGUCCUUCCUGCGCUUGGGAUCCUGGAACGUGGUGAUGUUUGUGACCUACGAGCAGCUGAAGAGAGCCAUGAUGUCGGCCCAGCGUUCCUGGGAAGCCCCUUUCUGAGCUGCCGAGACCCCCGUUGAUGCUGAUUGGGCGCUAUUUAGUUCUCCCACUAUAUUGUUUACAGUAGGAUUUGUACCACUAACUCCCAGCAACUCCCCGCAGAGCUGCUUUUGGGCAGGAGGCAGAAAAGGGCAUUUUUUAUUUUGGGGGGGCGAUUGGGUGCAAUUGGGGGUUUGCUGGUUUCCGGGACACUUAGCGAUUUCUCAUUUCGUUGUCUUUAAAUGUGGCAUUUUCUUAAUUUUAUUGGCCAAAAUGUCCAAAAAAAAAAAAGAAUUUUUUAAAGUCUUUAAUAAGUGCAAUUGAUAAGAUUUUAAUUAAGUUAAAAUAAAACGACCUACGGUUUACGGGAACGGAGAAUGGGAGUCGCCGGCGGUUACGGUCGCGCACAGACUAGAGAGCGGUCAUUGGUCCUUAGGGUGAUGAACUGCAACUCCCAGCACUCUGUAACAGCUGAAUGGUGGGAGUUGUAGGUCAGUCGUUCAUUGGCUCCUACACAUUCCAAUGUGACCAACCGCUGCCCAAUGGCUUCCCGUUCCUCUGUCCCGGCUGGCUCGGGCCCGGUUAAAGGGGCAGAGGCAGAAAAGGCCGUAACUUAUAUCUGUGUCUGUGCGUCUGAGAUCAUUGGGACGUGUGACUUUGCAUCAAAUGUUUGACGAACCAACUGGUUAAUUUGCUUUUUUUAUUCUGGUUUUUAUGGUGUAAAAUAAAGUCACUGUGUAACAA
Xenopus tropicalis (tropical clawed frog) is the source of this 1989-nucleotide messenger RNA. It is a transcript of the gene ucp2, whose product is annotated as uncoupling protein 2 (mitochondrial, proton carrier). NCBI's taxonomy places the organism in Eukaryota, Metazoa, Chordata, Amphibia, Anura, Pipidae. The record is from RefSeq and is marked provisional. The transcript has 8 exons. Gene Ontology annotation, biological process: transmembrane transport; proton transmembrane transport. The coding region runs from base 343 to 1266 and encodes 307 amino acids. Gene Ontology annotation, cellular component: membrane; mitochondrial inner membrane.